Hyaloperonospora brassicae is the source of this 1206-nucleotide messenger RNA. The record is from the annotation of a GenBank genome assembly. NCBI's taxonomy places the organism in Eukaryota, Oomycota, Peronosporomycetes, Peronosporales, Peronosporaceae.
AUGAGUGCGGCGCCACCACCGGAUCUGCGCGACGGCUGCGAGCGCGACGUACUACUUGCGCACGACGCGCUGCCCGUCUACGCCCCGACGCCCGUCCAAUUGCCUCAUGUGACCGAGCGAUCGACCUUUGACUGGCUCUUGGGCGUGUCAUUUCUCGUGAUCGUUGCGCUCAUUUGGACGUUUGCCAGCGUCUUGGUGCAGUACAUUUUCCACACGUUGAGCUUCCAAGGCCCGUUCUUCCUCACGUACGUCGGCAUGUCCCUCUUCUCGAUCAAUUUGCCACUGUACUACGCUUCGCAGGUGCUGCUGCCGCGACUCCACGCGUGGGUCCACGGCCUAUCGACGUGCAGUGCACUCGGCCAUCGGGAACUGCUGCGACGCUCGAGCCGGCAGGCGAGCUACAGUCAGAUCUUCUGCAUGAGUGCGAUCGUUUCACCUCUGUGGUUCAUCGCCAACGUCACGUACAAUGAGAGUCUGAACCUCACGAGCGUAUCGAGCAGCACGAUCGUGAGCUCGACGUCGACGGUGUUUACGUUCUUGCUGAGUGUUGUGGCCCUGAAGGAGCCUUUUGUCUGGACAAAGCUGGCGGGCGUCAUGCUCUGCAUGGCCGGUAACAUCUCGACGAUCAUGAACGACGAAGGGACGCAUAGUGGCACGGACCAUGUGCUCGGCGAUCUGGUGGCACUGUUCGCCGCCUUUAUGUACGGCGUGUACACGACGACGAUCCGUCGCUUGAUUCCCGACGAAGAGAGCGUGAGCAUCUCGCUGUUUUUCGGCUUCAUCGGUGCGAUCAAUAUGGUGUGUCUACUACCAAUCGUCGUGGUCUUACACUACUCGAGCAUUGAGUCGCUCAGUGGCUUAUCACUCGAGAUCGUACUGCUCAUCAUUGUCAAGGGUCUCUUUGACAACGUGCUCUCGGACUACCUAUGGGCGCGUGCCGUGUUGCUUACCUCGCCGACUGUGGCGACCGUCGGGCUUUCGCUCACAGUCCCGCUGGCUAUCGUGGCUGACUUUUGGUGCCACGGGAUGCUGCCAACCUACGUGACGCUACUCGCCUCUGCGCUUGUCAUCUCUGGUUUUGUGCUGAUCAACAUUGGCACGAAGCAAAAGCAGCACGAGUACCACCCGCAGCGCUCUACGGACCGCUCCGUGAAAGCUCCUGGCUCGUGCUCGCGCAGCAACAGGACUAGUGGACUUAGUGAAUAG